AUGGAUGAUUCCUGCGAUAACACCCAAGCAGGUACUGCAUCGACAACAUCCUGUUGUGCCGAUGUACGGCUGUUUAAAAUAGUCAAGGUAUCUGUUAUUGCAUCUUCCCCCAGUAUUACAAAAAGAUCGUCAACAUAUUUGGUUACUAGUGUAGGUUUCGUCGUUAGUUGUUCCAUACAGGUAUCAAGAAGUUUCUCCAUCACUAUAUCAGCUACAAUUGGAGAAGCUGGUGAACCCAUUGGCAUUUCUGAGAAGGCAAACAGUUGUUCAGCAAUUCCAACGAAGAUGGCCGCAAAUAAUGAUGAACCAUUUGAGAAUGUUGAUUUCGAUGAAGAAGAAGGCGAGGAACAGUUUGUGCCAACAAAUGCUGGACGCAAACGUCUGUUCAGCAAGGAAUUAAGAUGCAUGAUGUAUGGUUUUGGUGACGAUGAGAAUCCAUACACAGAGAGCGUCGAUUUGUUGGAAGACCUGGUCAUUGAAUUUAUAACAGAAAUGACCCAUCGUGCUAUGGAAAUCGGACGCACCGGAAGAGUACAAGUGGAGGAUAUUAUCUUCUUGGUACGUAAAGAUCCCAGAAAGUAUGCCCGUGUCAAAGACCUGCUAACAAUGAACGAGGAGUUGAAGAAGGCAAGAAAAGCCUUCGAUGAAAUUAAAUAUGUGGGAAGCGAGGCCAAAAUUAAAUGACAAAAGUCUAAAUAGUCACAACCAGAACUUUGGCUCAA
Molecule: messenger RNA, 722 nt
Organism: Musca vetustissima
Lineage: Eukaryota; Metazoa; Arthropoda; Insecta; Diptera; Muscidae
Exons: 5
Coding region: 1-684 (227 amino acids)
Biological process (GO): transcription by RNA polymerase II
Cellular component (GO): transcription factor TFIID complex
Molecular function (GO): protein heterodimerization activity
Source: RefSeq, a predicted model, not a curated record